Molecule: messenger RNA, 2225 nt
Organism: Bursaphelenchus okinawaensis
Lineage: Eukaryota; Metazoa; Nematoda; Chromadorea; Rhabditida; Aphelenchoididae
Source: the annotation of a GenBank genome assembly
AUGCACUUAUUUCGCACAAAUGAUACGGUAACCAGGAGCUGUUUACUAAACACAACUGAUAACACAGAUGCCUUUAGGGUCGCGCUUGUUGGUAUUGUAGGAUCGAUUGUCGCUUUGGUAAGUUAAUGAUAAUAUUACUCGAAACCGGCAAUUCUACAACUAUCUUAACUAUAUUAGUACUCCAACAUACUGUUUUUAUGUUUUACAUUGUAAUCCUGCUAUUUCAGAUAUCAUUUAUAGAGAACAUUUUACUGUUUUACGUAUUCUCGACGUCGCGAAAGUUGCGGCGACAAAAUUAUGCAAAUCCAGUGUUGCUGGCCUUCUUCGACACUGUCGUAUCAGUCUGUUACAUGUUGACAGUAUGUGUUCCUGUUAUGGCAUACACAGCUCACAGCCAGGAGUGGAUUCGAUUAUGGGCCAAUUACAUGCGAAUCACUUAUGUCAUCAAGGUAAUGUUGGCUACUUGAACUGGUUUAACGUAACAUUAUAUGAUGUUUAAAUCUCACAAUAGGCUUUAAAAACCUUUAUAAAGUUGAUGGCUACUUCAUUAUUUAUUUUUCAGCACUUCGCCUUGACUGUGUCCAACUUUUUGUUAGUCGUUGCUAGCUUGGAACGGUACCUCGCCAACGGGCCUAUCUUAAAACAAGUAAGUGAAAGGAACUAAUGUUAUUUAUAUUGCUGAAUCGAAACAUAUUAUAGUAUCCAGCUAUUGUGAGAUCCUCCAAUUUCAAUAUUUCCAGAGUUUCCAGAAGCGAUUACUGGUGAUAAUAGUAGGUAACAAAGCUCUGGUGAUCUUCUUCAUCUUCUUCUUCGCCUUUCUCUUCAAAGCCACUUUGUACUUCGAGACUGACCUUCUCGAGAUUGACUGUCAUCCAGUCGAGCAAAUCCACCCGAUAUGGCUUGAUGAAGUUGAGAUUGGCGCGGCCUUGGAUUGGCCAGUGUGGAGAUUCUGGAUUCGGAAAGUUUUCACGAUUAUACUGCCGUUCCUGAUUCUGGCCUUCUGUAACGCCCACAUCGUGCUUCACUUGCGACGGAAGCGGCGAAAGUCGGAGCGACAACACUUCACUGGGCCUCCACCUACCAUCGGGGUUACGGUAACACGGUAUCCGUUGAAGAAGAAACUGAGAACGUCGCAGAGAACGGUGUCGCAGUCCGAAUCCACACGGUCCUUCAAAAGUCGAGGAUCGUACAUCAUGAAGCAACGCUACAGUGAGAAGCGAGGGGUCAGAGUGGCGACACGAACUCUGGUGAUGGUGGUGGGAUGUUACCUCAUAUCAAACUCGGUAUCUACUAUCAUCAACAUCUGGGAAUACCUGGACUCGACGUUCUUCAGAUACGAUCACUACUACUUCUACCUGGUCGCUUCUGAUCUGGCAGGAUUGGUAGGUUCAUAAUAUUAUACAUAUACUAUGCUUUUAAACUUUAGCAUCCAUGACAAAAUAAAAUAGUGUGCCAUAUGUUGUUUCUUCAUAUUAUAUAUGUUUCCAAUGUCAAUUAUAUGAUGUAACCUUGUUUUAGCUGACAAUAUGUGGUUGUGCCUUGCGACUGCCGAUCUAUGUCAUUAACGAUCACCGUAUCCGGAACGCUCUCUACCGUGCCUUCCUUCGUCUGCGCUACUGCUACAGAAAGCCGGACCUAAGCGACUUUGACAACGGGAAUCUGGAGAAGUGGUCGAUCGUGAUCGUGUCGAACAGUUUAAGAAGUAACGUCACGGGUAUCCCGGUAACUCAGGAGAAGAAGAGUCUGGACCAGCUGGCGAUGUUGGUCCAGAAUCGCGGCAAAUUCUUGGUUCAGAUGACCGUGAAUCUAGGGAACGGCAGAGCAAUUCAUGUGGACGACGGGUCUCUCGACUAUACCACUUUCCUGACUGACAUUGUGGAAGAACAGCUCGAACUGACUGGGGAAGCGAGGUAAACAUUAUAAAUAAUACAGGUUUGCCAGAUUAAAAUUAUUAAAAUUCAAAAAAUAAUCAAAUUUAAGUAGUAUUAUAAGAUACUUAUAUUACACUAAACAAAAGGCGAGACAAAACAAUUAGUCAAGUAACUUAACAACAACUAACGUGAACUUGUUGCACUAAUAACUAACCAUUCAGGAGACUUCUGGAGCCAUCAAAUGAAGUUCCUCAGAUCAGAGAGUUAUCAGUGUCAAGGAGAAGCUCAUACAGGUCAAAGCACAACAUAUCAGACAUUAAACCAACAGAUAUUGAGGAUGACAGACAAACAUAA